CAUGCGCGGCGGUAGCGGAAGUGACGCAUGGCGCUGUGUUUCGUUGGCUGGUCUGUCUGCUCGAGCCGGGCGUCGGAAGCGGUUCGGUUCGGUUCGGUUAAUCGCAAACAGAAGCGUAAACGCCACGCAUCAGAUGUCGUUCGGUGUCCCGCACAGUGGCGGCCGGCGCAGUAAAUGGGACCAGGCCGGUCCGGGGUCGUCUGGAGCUGAUGGAGGUUCUGCUCCGACCGGAGCUCUGGACGCUGCCGCCGCCGUCGCUGCCAAGAUCAACGCCAUGCUGGUGGCCAAAGGCAAACUCAGGCCAUCUCAGAUCAGCAGCGCUGCUGCCACUGAUAAAGUGGCAGGUGUUGGUGGUAAUAAGGUGAAAGAUGAUCUGGUGGUUGCCGAGGUGGAGAUUAACGACGUUCCGCUCACCUGUCGGAAUCUGCUGACCCGCGGACAGACUCAAGACGAGAUCAGCAGAGUGAGCGGUGCUGCCGUGUCCACCAGAGGACGCUACCUGACAGCAGAGGAGAAGAGCAGAACGCUGCCCAGUGACCGUCCGCUCUACCUGCACGUCCAGGGACAAACCAGAGACUUAGUGGACAAGGCUGUUAACAGGAUCAAGGAGAUCAUUACUAAUGGUGUAGUGAAGGCCGCCACUAACUCGAGCUACAGCGGAGCGACGGUCACCGUUUACCAGCAGCCUGGACCCGCUCCUGCACCCACAAUCCCCUCUGCUGCUCACAAACCACACUAUCCAGGAGGAAUGCAUUACGUGCAGGAUAAGCUGUUUGUGGGUCUGGAUCAGGCCGUGCUGGGCUUCUGUGUGAAGGAGCGAGUGGAGGGCCGCGGCAGCUCGUUCCUGCAGCACAUUCAGGCCGAAACCGGGGCCAAAGUCUUCCUGCGGGGCCGGGGGUCCGGCUGCCUGGAGCCCGCGUCCGGACGAGAGGCCUUCGAGCCCAUGUACAUCUACAUCAGUCACCCAAAACCAGAAGGACUUGCUGCUGCAAAAACCCUGUGUGAAAACCUGCUGCAGACCGUUCAUGCUGAGUAUUCUCGAUUCCUGAAUCAGAUGAGCAGUGUGAUGCCUACACAGGGAUUCAUUCAUCCUCCUGCCGUUAACGGGAUCCCGCCGCAGCCUCCGUAUUACCCCCCCGCGGGAUUCCAGCCCUCCUACACCGCCUCCAUCCCGCAGCCGCAGCCCGUCGCUCCUCAGUAUCCGGUGGCUCCUGCGGCUCCGGUCCCAGGCCCCGUCCCCACCGCGCAGUAUCCCAUCACCCCCGCGAGCGUCCCGGCACAGACUCUUCCUCCAGCUCUGUUCCCUCCGCCCACAACCGUGGCUCCGCCCAUCCCGCCGCAGAAGCGCCGCUUCAUGGAGGAGGUGCCAGACGAGACGAACAGCGGCCUGCUGGGAUACCAGCAUGGACCCAUUCAUAUGACUAAUUUAGGUGCAGGCAUCUCUGUGGGCAUCUCUGAGGCGUCAGGACCCCCGUCUGCUGCUUCCUCAGGGCCUGUGAGAGAGAGAGACAGCAGCAGCAGACUCAUGCCUCCUCCGUGUGCACUGGCUCCAGUCAGCGGUCCGAGAGCUCAGAAAGCAGACGAGAAGACGCCAGCGCCGAGCCUCCUGGAGCCGCAGGUGAAGCGCGCGAGGACGGGGCUGGUGGCGUACGCUGGAGACUCCUCCGAUGAAGAAGAGGAUCAUGGACCCUUCAGAGCAGCCGGAGCCGCAGGAUGGAUGUACCGCUGCCCUUCAUCGCCGCCCUCACGGCCCAAAACACAGACACAGACACGGCCCAUGCCCUUCUGGAUGGCACCGUAAACACGCGCGCACACACACACACACACACACACAUACAUGCCUCCUGAAGACUGUCCCGUGGGAUUAUGGGUAGAUGGAGGGACGCCAUCACUCUGCUUUACUUUCUCUUCAUCGGGUUGAUUUGUAAUUACUUCCUCUGUGAGAUUCUCUUGACAAAUAAACACACGCAUUGACUCACACACUGUGCUUCCUGUUUAAUUUCCUCCAAACGUCCCUUCACAC
Sinocyclocheilus grahami is the source of this 2023-nucleotide messenger RNA. It is a transcript of the gene khdc4, whose product is annotated as KH domain containing 4, pre-mRNA splicing factor. Gene Ontology annotation, cellular component: nucleus. The transcript is spliced from 15 exons. Lineage: Eukaryota; Metazoa; Chordata; Actinopteri; Cypriniformes; Cyprinidae. Gene Ontology annotation, molecular function: RNA binding. The coding region runs from base 2 to 1801 and encodes 599 amino acids. The record is from RefSeq and is a predicted model, not a curated record.